UGCUGUUUUUGGUUUCAAUGGUGAUACUUAGUAUCCAAGUAAGGUCUGAAACAUGCUCAGCACCUGACCAUCACGUUAACAACUCCUAUUAUGGGAACAGUAGCUGUAUACGUAUGCCUACAUUGGACACCGGUUUAUUGUUUGUCAAGUGUCGUUUACGACAAAUGAGAGAUCUUGGAGAGCUUCUUCCUCACAAGAAUAGUGUGCACACUUUGGAUCUUUUUAAUAACAGCAUUGAUGGCAUUGAAGAUGACGUUUUUCUCUCAUUCGAUAGGCUUGUAACUCUGAAUUUGUCUCAUAACAGAAUACGACACAUAGGAAAAGAUGCAUUUCGCGGACUUGAAAGUCUUCAAAUACUAGAUUUAAGUUUCAACUUGAUGCAAACUUGGGACACCAUAGACGUCACGAAACAUUUGUCAUUCCUUAUACAACUCGAUGUCACUUCCAACCCACUAUCGUCACCAAUCACGCAAAUUGCAAGCCUCUCGAAUCUCACAACAUUCAAGGGACUGGUGUCCUAUAGCGAUCCGAUCAGACGCAACUGUAUAUGGUGUUCCUUGAUAAGGAAUCCUUACUCCUCACUGGAUGUUAAUAAGAGCAUAUUUCGAUUUCAAAUUAAUUGCUCUCGAUACACUAUAUUACCUCGUAUUAAUUUGUCUGCUUUUUGGAAACUCAACUUUUCAGUCAUUUGUCAAGAAGUGCCUUUACAUGCAAAACUCUGCUCCGCAUUUUGCAGCAGGCCUUAUCCAUCCUCUUAUUAUUCUGUCCAUAUUUCUCAUCUUUGCUUGCAGGAAAUCAUCAAAUGGACAUUACCCAACAUACCAAUUGGUGUCAUUGCCAUUGUUACUAACUCCAUUGUCAUGUUAACUGUCGCAUCUAGUAGAGCCUUAAGAAAGAACGUAGCUAUGCUUUUGGUGUGUAACAUGGCGCUGGGGGAUUUCCUUCUUGGAUUAUUUCUGGUUAUUCUCACGGUGCUUCGUCGUACCAUUUCAAAUUCUGAGUAUAUUGAGAUGUCGUUGUCUGCAGGAUUUUUUUGUGGUAGCUUACUAACUCUAGUUAUCACAGCGCAGUGCCUAAGUGUUCUUGUAGGGUUUCUCGUGGUGAUAGAGCGCUAUCUCUGUAUUGUGUUCAGUAUGAAUCCAGGAAUUAGGAUAACUAAAAGUAUUGCCAAACUUCUGCUGACAGGCAUUUGGUUUAUAAUCAUUAUUAUAGUAUCAUUACCCUUUGCUUUACACAUGUACCUAGUUCCCGAUGACUAUUCUUGUAUUAAUUACAAAAGUCCAGAAAGUCAUAGUACCUAUGUGCACUACCUUCAAAUGGUGAGUAUAGCUAUUUCUUCGUGCUCAUACAUCUUGUACGGUCACAUGUUCUACACAGUCAGACAGUCCGGACUUAACGUUGGGAUAAAAAGAGAUGUAAGAAUGGCCAAGAUGAUCUUGCUUGUCGUAAGUACGAAUAUAUUCUUUAGUGUCGCUCCAACGGCGAUAGUUUAUUGGACCGUAAAUCUUGAAACUGUCGGUAGUUCAGUAACUCGCUUCGCUAUUUGGAACACUGUUGGGCUGUUAUUCUACGGAGUUAAUUCUUGCUUAAACCCCUUUCUUUAUGCAUUCCGCAAUGACAAAGUUCUAUUUGAGCUGAAAAAACUUUUAAGAUAUAAAAGAAACCCAGUAACAGACGUUCCAAAACGGAACCCUCAGAGUACGAGGAGCAAGCUUGAAAACUCAGUGUUAGGUGUCCCUGAGCGGAAAAUUAGCUGAAUCGAUAAGAUUUCAAAUUCCAUACCAUUCUUCCUGUCUAUUGAAAGAUGUAGAAGUUCACGUAUUACCGUACCUAGAGUAGUCGAGAGAAUUAAAAAAAAAAGCUUUAUUUUUUUCGGGGAUAAUGUUUCCUCAUUUCAGAUCACGUGUCGUAUAUGUAUGCAUCUAGUUUCACUUGUUUUCUCUUGUGCAACCGUUUAACAAAUAAAUGGGUGUAGGAAUGUCAAUUGUUCUGAAGUAGGAACACUUUACACCCAAGCCAAAUUAAGAAUCUAUUCUUAAAAAAAUGUCGAGCGGCGAGGUAAAUAUUCCCUGAUAUUCACUGAGCCUGAGGCGAAUAAUUGUUUUAGUAUGUAUUUUUAACAAGUGAAUUUAAUGAAUAACGGAGAGAGAGUUUUUUGUGCGCGAGUUUAUAUAUUAACCUGUAGGUGAAUAUAGCAGCAUAAAUUUAGACGUAUAUUGGGACCAAUGAGCGCGCCGGAUUUAUCAUUUUGUAAAACUACUGAAUCGUAAAUAAACCUAGUUAAAUAGA
This is a messenger RNA of Actinia tenebrosa (Australian red waratah sea anemone), 2289 nucleotides long. RefSeq names its product follicle-stimulating hormone receptor-like. The record is from RefSeq and is a predicted model, not a curated record. Gene Ontology annotation, molecular function: protein binding; G protein-coupled peptide receptor activity. Gene Ontology annotation, cellular component: plasma membrane. Gene Ontology annotation, biological process: hormone-mediated signaling pathway; adenylate cyclase-activating G protein-coupled receptor signaling pathway; activation of adenylate cyclase activity. Lineage: Eukaryota; Metazoa; Cnidaria; Anthozoa; Actiniaria; Actiniidae.